UGCGGGGAGCUCACAAAAUUCUAGUUGCGACUUCUCCAUUUAACUUUGCGAUUAACUCUGUAGGUGUGAAACUGAACAGCACUGACCUGUUGCUCUACUUUUUUUUUUUCUUUCCUAUUUGUUAGAGAGAUCGGGAGUCGAAUAAAAUACGUUUUGUGAUGUUUGCAAAAGUGGUUUAAAAACUACCCGAAGCCGCACGGCACCGUGGAGCGUCGUUCCUGCCACACGCAACAUGUGCUGAAGAUGGAGAAAGAAGGAGCCAAGUUGCACCUGAAAGAGUGGCUGGUAGCUCAGAUAGAGAGUGGGAAAUAUGAGGGCCUGUGCUGGGAGGACGAGGGCAAGACCAUGUUCAGAAUCCCCUGGAAGCACGCAGCCAAGAAAGACUACAAGCAGACGGAGGAUGCGGCUCUCUUUAAGGCCUGGGCUGUGUAUAAAGGCAAAUACAAGGAGGGCAGGGACAAAGCUGAUCCCACGAUGUGGAAGACCCGACUCCGUUGUGCACUCAACAAGAGCACUGACUUCCAGGAGAUUCCUGAUCGCAACCAGCUGGACAUCACUGAGCCCUAUAAGGUCUACCGAAUUGAGCAGGACGUCUGCCCAUCUAAGCCAGCAGUGCAUCCUCAGUCAAAAUAUGUGUUCAGCCAGGUUAAUCUAUCUCCAGGGAUCCCUUGUUCUCCGAAAGAACAGCUUCACUCUCAAAAGGAAACGUUUCAGGCACAGAAAGAAGAAAAACCAUGUGCUGAUGACCUGAUGAGGGAGCACAUGUACUGUGAGGUAACCGAGAGGAAACAGCUAAAUCAGCCUCCUGCUCCAAUAAGUUUCCUCAGCCCUGCACUAAAUAUAACGGACUUUCGCAUGCAGGUGAGACUGUUGUACAACGGCCAGACGGUGACAAAAGUGACCACGCAGAGCCCAGAUGGAUGCUUUAUCCUCCAGGGUCAUGUUCCUUUGGGAAAUGAACAAAUCUAUGGACCCUGCACUGCCCAGCAGCUCUCUUUUCCCUCCCCGGGCUCCGUGCCGCUUCCAGCCAGCAUGGCAGAAGCAAUGAAUCGCCUUCUUUGUCACCUGGAAAGGGGUGUGCUGUUGUGGGUGGCACCAGAUGGGGUCUUUAUCAAGCGCUUCUGCCAGGGCAGAGUGUACUGGAGUGGGCCCCUGGCCCAGCACAUUGACAGGCCAAACAAACUGGACAGAGAAAAGACCUGCAAGCUGCUGGAUAUACCCAUGUUUCUAAACGACCUCCAGAACAGUUUACAGGGAAAAGGGCCAAUACCUUCAUAUGGGAUCGAGCUCUGCUUUGGGGAAGAGUUUCCUGACCCAAAUGUACCUAAAACCAAGAAGCUCAUAAUGGCACACGUGGUUCCCUUGUUUGCUGUGGAACUGUUACAGAGAUUCAGCUUGGGACAAACUGAGGAGAAACAUCAGAAUCUCACCUCCAACGCAGAAGGAAAGAAGAUGUCAGAAGACUGAGAAAUCUGCCAUGUGCCUGAGUAGGAACGAACAAUUCACAAGUGAACUUGAUUUCCCUCCUUGUAAUCAACAUGACGGAUAGUAACACAUUAAUAUCAGUGAAGUUGUAUAUAUAUACAUAUAUAUAUAUAUAUAUAUAAAUAUAUAUUAUGAAAAUUAACCGCGUAGUAGCUACAUUUGCAAGGUGUUAUGGGAAAUUUCAUGUAAUCUUCAUUAUUGCAGCUUGUAUUCUAUUUUCUACAGUGCAGCUAGACACCUGUUGUGCAUUUUGCUCAAAGCAUGCUGAUAAACAAAUAAUAAUGUGAAUGUUUUUCUCCCUCUUCAGUUGAUGUUGAACUCAUACUCAGAAAAUGACAUGCUAAUUUAAUUUUCUCCUACUGGAACAAAUAUGUGGAAUAAAUUGACAGCAGAAAUUAAA
Fundulus heteroclitus (mummichog) is the source of this 1885-nucleotide messenger RNA. It is a transcript of the gene irf10, whose product is annotated as interferon regulatory factor 10. Gene Ontology annotation, biological process: immune system process; regulation of transcription by RNA polymerase II. The coding region runs from base 244 to 1467 and encodes 407 amino acids. The transcript is spliced from 8 exons. The record is from RefSeq and is a predicted model, not a curated record. Gene Ontology annotation, molecular function: protein binding; DNA-binding transcription factor activity, RNA polymerase II-specific; RNA polymerase II cis-regulatory region sequence-specific DNA binding. NCBI's taxonomy places the organism in Eukaryota, Metazoa, Chordata, Actinopteri, Cyprinodontiformes, Fundulidae. Gene Ontology annotation, cellular component: nucleus.